This is a messenger RNA of Musca domestica (house fly), 618 nucleotides long. RefSeq lists its product as uncharacterized. The record is from RefSeq and is a predicted model, not a curated record. The transcript has 3 exons. Lineage: Eukaryota; Metazoa; Arthropoda; Insecta; Diptera; Muscidae. The coding region runs from base 1 to 555 and encodes 184 amino acids.
AUGGGAGGCAUAAAGCGUAUCCGUUAUACACCAAUUGUACGUUUUACUUUUGGUGGUUUGUAUUUUGAACGAGUGGCUGUGAAAGAAAUCGAUUGGUGCAGCACCAAAGCCGGGUUAUCUUCGAUAUAUGUUGAACCUUUGGGUCAGUACCGUACCGAAGAUACACCGGAAUCCUUGGCAUUGUUGGAAACGUCACCAUAUACCAAUAUGCGUUCCUUCAUAGACAAAUCACUGUUCGAUGAACAGUGUAUGAUUGCAGAUCGUGGCUGGGGUGUCACAAAUUAUGAUGACUAUGUUACACGCAUCACAGAUGACUAUCUGAUCUUUCGUAGCCCUGUAUUUGCUUUAGAUAUUAUAACAUAUCGCUCGCCAACAGGAUAUUGUGAAUCUAAAGAUGCCAAUAUUACCACAAAUAUUAGCGGAAAGAAAAUCCCUGAUAUACACAAGCAAUGUCGUCUCUUAUCCUCGGGCAUUACAUUUCGUUUGAAUGAAACAUUUAUGCAGAGAAAAUCGAAAUACAUGAUACAAGUACAACAGCCAAAUCAAAGGCUAUAGCAACAUACCAUCAAGAUUUGGCUACGGCAGGAAAUGAACCUUCAGAAACGCAUAUUGGUGGUG